Molecule: messenger RNA, 936 nt
Organism: Lachnellula hyalina
Lineage: Eukaryota; Fungi; Ascomycota; Leotiomycetes; Helotiales; Lachnaceae
Product: U4/U6.U5 tri-snRNP-associated protein 3-like protein
Exons: 1
Coding region: 1-936 (311 amino acids)
Biological process (GO): RNA splicing
Cellular component (GO): precatalytic spliceosome
Source: RefSeq, a predicted model, not a curated record
AUGGCAGAACCACCACACAAACGCGCACGCCGUCCAGACAGCAAGCAAAUGUGGGACGAAGCGGACCGCCGCGCCCUCCUGCCCUCGCGCGAGCGAGACGAGCCCCGACGCGAACGACGCGACGAUAGAGAUCGAGAUCGGAACCGUAGAUAUCGCAGUCGAUCACCACGCGAUUCUAGAGGUGGGGAUAGAGAUCGGGAUCGGAGGAGAGAUGAUAGGGAUGCGCGAGGUUCGGGGAGGGGGCGUGAUAAUAGGGAUAUGAAUGGUAGGAGAGAGGAUGAUAGGGAUAGGGCGAGGGAUAAAGAUAGAGGUAAGCUUUUCCAGCAGGCAGUGUUUUCUGGCGAUUUAGUGUUUCGACAGAGAUCUAAUGGUAUUUCUCAAGAUGGGGGACGGGAGAAGCCGCGGUUGAGAUCGAGGGAGAGGGAACGGGAUUCUGGGAGACGGGUUACGAGGAGUCGGAGUCCGAGACGAGAGAGAGAUCGAGAUGAGAGGAUAGAUGGGGCAAAGGAGAAACAUGCUGAACAUGAGGUGGAGAAAGAAAAGGAGGAUACGACGGCGUUGAAGGUCGACGACGAGCCUCUGAAAAGAAGGACAGCGACACCUCCAGUCAGCUUUAAAGUUGGCACAGUACCGGCCGCACAAGAUCACGACCGAAUGGAUGUAGAUCCUGGACAGAAAAGCAAGGGCAAAGGAAAGAAAGGGAAGGGCAAGAAGAAGAGUGUGGAAGACGACGAUGACGAGCUUGUUGUUGAGGAUUCUGGUAUGGCUGCUAUGCAGGCUAUGAUGGGCUUUGGCGGGUUUGGCACUACGCAGAAUCAAAAGGUUGCUGGGAAUGAUAUAUCGGCGGUCAGGAAGGAGAAGAAGACGGAGUAUAGGCAGUAUAUGAAUCGGGUUGGAGGAUUUAAUAGGCCUUUGUCCCCGUCGAGAGAGACAUAG